AUGAUCUGGUAUCUCCUUUAUCCCCUUCGAGGAACGACCGAAGCUCCCGUCCUCACACCUUCUCAUCCUCUACGCCGAGCCUUCGCGCGGUAUGGCGCCUAUGCGACUCGUCACGUCAUCACCACACUUCUCAUCUCCACCGCUGUCGCCGCUGUUCUGAUAUAUCCCUUUCCUUUCCUCUAUACCACCGAUUUUACAAACGGCGCUUCCAACCUCCCGCACCAUGUCUGGACGCUGGCCCAGCCCAUCGAGAAAGCUACCGUCGAGCCAGACGUCGUGAUGCGCUCCGUCUGGGUCCACGGGAGCUACAUGCAAGCCCUCGACCGCGAAGUCCUGCUAGGCGCCCUACAACUGCAGGAUGAACUUUUGGGCCCGACAGAGAACUUCGAUCCCCGCCGCUCCGGCCAACCUGCCAUCGAAGUGCGAGAUCAUAGCCUCGACAUGACGCCCAAUGACCGUGACGCUUUCCAUGUCAUCAACGGAUUGACGAAUCAGUCCUGGUUCUUCCACUCACCCCUGCAGUACUGGUACGGGUCGCCCGAGCGCAUCAGCUCAGACGCGGACAUCAUAUCCACCGUCAACGAGCGCAAGAGCCAGCCUACCUCCGUCAACACCACUCUCCGGCACUCCAUCGUUUUCAGUGGCAAGCAUUUCGAAGACCGGAGGUUGCUGGCCGCUGAUGCACUAGUCAUCACCCUCAUCCACUUGCGCGAUUCGCCCGUUGGUCGCCAGUGGGAGCGAAAAGCCGCUGCUUUGGCGACCCAGAUGGCAGACAAAUGGACAGCCUACCCCGCCGACGGCAGCAGCAUGUCGAAUCAGCUUUACGAGUUUCAGUUCCAACCCAUGUCCAUCCAUGACACCAUCGUUCUGGCCUUGGCCUAUGGCUUGUCCAUGCUCUAUUUCUUCGUGAGCAUGUCCAAGCUGAGGGCCGUCAAGUCAAAGACUGGUCUGAUUGUGACUGUCAUGACGCAGAUCAUGCUGUCCAUCUUGUCGAGCUUCACCGUCUGCGCCGUCUUCAAGAUUGACCUGUCCAGAAUCCCGCAGGCCGCCUAUCCCGUUGUUGUGCUAUCCAUGAGUCUUGAAAAUAUCUUCAGACUCAUCAAUGCCGUUAUUGCAACACCCUCAGAACACAGCACUAGCAGUCGCAUCGGACACGCCUUUGGCGACACGGCUCCCAUCGCCCUCGCGAGCUCUCUGCAAAAUGUGUUGAUUCUAUGGGCGCUUUCCAGGGUUGUUUCGCCUGGUGUCUCUGCCUUUUGCACUUUUGCCGCCGUUGCCAUCGUCUUUGACUUUUUCUACUUGUCAACAUUCUUUCUGUCGGUCCUUGGCGUAGAUGUAAGGCGUACAGAGCUCAGCGAGGCGCUAGACAAAGCCUCAUCCAGGGUCACACGACGCCCGAGCGAAUCUGCUGCACGUGCCAGCUGGACCGACGCUCUGCUGCAGGGGAAAAUUGCCAUGUCUACACGCAUCGCCGGCACCAUCAUCAUGGUCGGCUUCGUAUUGGCUGCCCAGUGGCAUUUCUUCGAGAACCAGACAAUCCUCCGCGUGCUUGGUGGCCUGUUCCGCCUGUCAGACACCAAGUCGAGCCUGACCCAACAGAAAGAAUCCUUGUUGGUGGAUAUACAUCAAGCUAGAAGUCCAACCUCCUGGCUUCGUCUUCAAGAUCACGAAACCGCUCGGGAGGUCAUCAGCGUCAUCAAACCAUGGGCGCACAGCUAUAUCGCCCAGGUGUAUGACCCGCUCGUUUUUGUAUUGAAAGGUGCCGACCGAACACCUCGACUUCCUGAGCGACCUUUUCUGCCGGCAUUGUACGACUUCAUUGAUCAUCACCUUGUUCGCUUUGUCUUGACUGUCAUACUCAUCCUCGCAGCCGUCCGCUUGUUUAUGAGCUAUCUUUUGUGGAAAGAGGAUGCAGAGUUCAAGUCGGGACAUGACUUCGACACUGAGCCGCUCACGUCAGUUACAUCCUUGUCAAAGGGGCACACCCUCGAUGUUGUCCUGAUGGCUGCUUCAGUCGACGGCCAUAUUGUAUCCGUCGGGCUUGACCGCUCCAUCCGCGUUUGGGAUGUUCGGGCUGGACAGGGGCAGUAUGCGCUGGGCGAAGUUUCCGAGCCCCCGGAUCGCCUCUUCCCGGUCUCGGCCAUGGCUAUCAAUGAUGAUUGUUGCUGGUUGGCCCUUUUGUCGCCUUCUAAAGCUCACCUCUGGCAUCUGACAGAGAAGAGAUGGGGCCCUUCGCUUCCCGUCGACCUUCAAGGCCAAAAACUCCAAGCCUUCUUUUUCGGUCCCGCCACAACCAAUUCUUCACCCUCCUUAUUCGUGGUUCGCCGCAACGGCACCAUGAUGGAGCUUGCAACCUCAACUGGAACGGUGAUCGAGUUCGCUAUCUGUAGGAGCCCCUUGGUCUCCGUCAAGCCUCUCGCCCAAUCAUCUUCUAAAAAGGGCUGCAUACAUGUGGCCAACCAACAAGACCAAUGUUGGACUUCCGUGAGCCUCGACAUGCACUCGCUCGAGGACCGAGAUGCUUCUCAGGUCGUACCACUUCCAGGUCUGGACUGUUUCCUCGUGGCACGACAGCACUCGGUUGAUCUCGUUGACGGCAAGGCGUAUCGGCUUCUGCACGUAUUCGAGACAGGUCCCAUUCAACCCCAGACGCUACGAGCUUUCCACUCAGCUCGAAGGAAACCACAAUGUGGAUCUGUCGGGCUCAUCUCGUUCGGCCUUGCGUACAACGAUAGCAAUACCGGUGAUUGCGUCAUCCAGACCUAUUUACCCAAGGAGGACGGCGAUACCAUUUGCUUCCGCGACUCAAGUGCCCCGGCCAGUCGAAGCUGUUGCAAGUGGCCCGAUACGAUAAUGUCACAGAGGCGUAUCAACAACCCAGGCACGUGGGAGGCUCUGUCAGGCGGCUUCAUCGUCGGCGUACGCCGUGAUCAGCCCCUUCCCGCCCGGUACAGUCCUGACUCGUCGCCCACGACCCAGGGCCUGCGCCGGCGUAUCUACAGCUUCCGACAAGACGACAGGCCCGGCUUGAAGCUGGACAAGUGGGAAAUUUGGGUCGCUUCACACUCUGGCCGGCACGACGUUUACGAGACGAUGCCACUGCACUCUGACGACGAGUUGGGCGGCUGUCUCAUGAUCUCAGAGCUGGGACCGAUGGUCAAGGUCGGCACGGCCUCUGUUGUCGUUGGCUUUGGGACCAUUCUCAAGCUCAUCACUGUCGGGCACGAACACUUUGAGGUUGGCCAAUUUGCUGCCAAGGGCCAGGAACUGCUGAACAUCGGCAGUCGGAGACGCAAGCCGGGGCCUGGGACUUUUAGGGCCAGGGCCAACGUGUGGGACAAGAGCCAGUAGCCAUCAGCCUGUCGGUGGGCGCACUAAUGACAUGUUCGGCGAAAACAUCCAUGUCGUGAGUUGACGACCUGGACCUGGGGGACGGAAGGAGCGGCGUUGCGUUUAUAUAUUAUACCAUUGACAAUUACAUGCCUACACCACAGACCUGUGGUAAACGGAUCUUCGGCUUGGGGCGUUGGAAGGAUUUUACUCAUAAGAUACCAAAUGAAUUUUACUC
Messenger RNA from Verticillium dahliae VdLs.17, 3568 nucleotides. RefSeq lists its product as uncharacterized. The record is from RefSeq and is a predicted model, not a curated record. NCBI's taxonomy places the organism in Eukaryota, Fungi, Ascomycota, Sordariomycetes, Glomerellales, Plectosphaerellaceae. Gene Ontology annotation, cellular component: Golgi membrane; endoplasmic reticulum membrane. The transcript is spliced from 3 exons. Gene Ontology annotation, biological process: SREBP signaling pathway. Bases 1 to 3351 code for a protein of 1116 amino acids. Gene Ontology annotation, molecular function: sterol binding; protein binding.